Messenger RNA from Trichoderma aggressivum f. europaeum, 4926 nucleotides. RefSeq lists its product as uncharacterized. Gene Ontology annotation, biological process: proteolysis. The coding region runs from base 1 to 4926 and encodes 1641 amino acids. The record is from RefSeq and is a predicted model, not a curated record. The transcript has 8 exons. Lineage: Eukaryota; Fungi; Ascomycota; Sordariomycetes; Hypocreales; Hypocreaceae. Gene Ontology annotation, molecular function: serine-type endopeptidase activity.
AUGCCUUCAAAGUUCUCCGGUCUCCGGAAGCCCCUCGCCAAUAUGGUCUCAGGACCGAGGAAAGUUCUACGGCGGCUCUUCGGGGCGAAACAAAAGGGCAAUAUAGUCCAACCUCCAGAAGCAGACACACCAGACUUAGCCGCCAUUCCGCAAAGCUACGACAUCAACGAAAUCGGGAGAAUAUCCGAGGGCAGCCCAGAACCAUCUAUAGAUCGUGAAGUGGACUAUGAAGCUUCAGAGAGUGCUAUGGGUGUUGUUCAACCGAGCUCUCAGGAAGACCGAAAUGAUCCCAGCGACCUAAGCGAGGUUAAAAGCGUACUGCUUGGUUCGACCGAAAAACUUGGGAAGACUGAUAUGCUGUUGGCUAGAGCCUAUUUCGAAGAAAUCGGCUAUGAAAACGUUGCUGAGGCGUCCAAGAAGCAUAUGGAAAGCCGCGAUGAAGAGAUACAAAUGAAACUAGGACGUGACGGGCAAACACAAUCAUGGAGCAAUGAAGAAGUCUUUUCCAUCGCUCAAAAAGUCUUGACAGUCCACGAGGCUCUCGUUAAUAAUGUACUGCAGACCGAGAUAGGCGCUUCUUUGGAGCCAGAAUUUUCGACCGACGAUCUGGUUGAAUUUAGGCUACACAGCGGCGAGUUACUAAAACCAAGGAUUCGGAAAUAUUUAGAGGCCAUGUUCGCGGCUUUCGCUUUACAGCUAGACUGCUGCAAAGUGAAUCACUUCAUGCGGUUAAAGUUGACAGGCUUUGUGGAUCAGGUUGAUCAUGAAAAGCCGACUUUCUUUGAUCUGUACCUGUCAAGUGGACAUGAUUCUGACACAUUGGAUAGAGAAUUAACUCAGGGAGAAGUUACAGACUGUACUUUGAUCAAGAAGUCUAUACUUGAUAAGAGAAAACUGGAUGUCUUGCUCAAAGAGACUUAUAACCAAAACCACAACACACAAAAUACUUCGGCAAUGAAAAGCACCCAAGAGAAUUCACGCCCCUUACAGUUAAACGUUUCUGAGGAGCUCAGCUCGUUAGCCACGCCGAUAGUAUCGCUAGCAAGCCUAAUGAAGCAAUAUGCGUCUUCCGACCAUAUCCGACGUGUCUGGAACGCUGAGCCAUUCUCGCCAAAUGAAAGAGACUGGCUUUGCCUAAACCUGUCUCUGUCGUUGUUUCACAUGUCUAGUCGCAAUUGGAACAGGGCGACAUGGUACUCUGAUGAUCCUAACACAGAAAUUGGAAUAUUCUUUCUCAGGGAUCCCAGUACUCAGGAGAUUGUAGAUAAGACACGGCCAUAUAUGUCAUGGCGCCUCCAAGAGGAGUCUGAGGUUCUUCAAAGGACUGCAAAGGGCCUUGUCUAUGAUACCCAACUUUUGAGCUUUGCUAAGCUAUUGAUUGAGGUACACACAUGGAGAAAGCUUGAUCUCACCCCUGAACCAAAGUCCGAAGAAGAACUUCGCUCCCGUCUCCGGAAGUAUAUUGACGCCAACAUCAAUUCACCCAGGGACCUCAAGCUCAUUUCUGCUCUCAAAGCCUGCCUGGGCCAUGUCGGGCGUAUUGACGCUACUGCAGAGGACAAGCCGGAACGAAUUCAGAUGUAUGUUUUCAAAAACAUAGUAACACCAUUGCAUGAGUAUCUGGGCACUCCCAAUCUGCCAAAAUCCACAUUGGCGGCAAUGCCCCCGUAUGAUCAAGCUGUGUUAGACGGUUCAAAUGAGUCGACAAAUGACACGCCUAUAUAUGACACCCGUAUUAAUGACGGCAAGCAUGAAGAAAAAAGUCCAUAUGAAAAGCAAGAAUUCUGGAACAAAAUGGAGAUAUUCAUUAAGAACUACAUCAGCCCUCUAGCACUGUCGGAUGAUGUUAAACCAUGGCCCGAAAAGAAAGUCCGGAUAGCAGUUAUUGAUAGUGGUGUCAAGGAGGAAGACGCAGAAAUCGCGGCAGCAGCAAUUACUGAACGUAUUCGAGGCUAUCGGAACUUCACUUCUCCAGAUAUAAACAACUGUGAAGAUCAAAUCGAUCACGGGACUAGGGUCGCCCGCCUCUUGCUUACUGUAGCACCGGAAGCCGAGCUCUACAUUGCAAAGGUGACAGAUGCGACGAGAAUACCGAAGAAUCAGCUCCAUCGCAUCGCUGAGGCCAUUAAAUGGGCUGUACUGGAAUGGGACGUCGAUAUCAUCUCAAUAUCUCUAGCACUCUACGAUGAACAUUAUGAUAUUAAUGAGGAGAUCACCGAGGCACUUUCGCCUUCGUCUCAAGAUGCGAAGCGCAAGCUCGUGUUCGCCGCCGCCGGGAACCGAGGGCCUUUUGAACGACGAGCAUUUCCGGCCAGAAACAAAGGAGUCAUCGCCGUCCAUGCCACAGACUGGAGCGGCGGGGGGGCGAAGUUCAAUCCGAACCCCGAGGGCGAAUUAAAUCUCUCGACUCUUGGCGAAAAUAUCAAGAUACGAUGGCCGGAUCCCGACAACCAUGGUGAAAUGGGGGACGCCUACAUAUCUGGCUCGUCAUUCGCAACACCAAUUGCAGCCGGGAUUGCUGCAAACGUCCUUGAAUUUGCGAGAUAUAGGUUGAAAUUGAAUGGCUGGAAGAAAGAUGUGAUUUACUCGCACCCUGUCAUCAUCCACAGCUCCAGCUAUCAAUUACCUCACGUUAGCCUAAAUAUGGACCUGGUCUCGAAAAAACCCACGCAAAGCAUUUCGGAUGCUUCGCAAAAAGGUGUAUCUUUGUUUCGGUCAUGUUCUUUGCGCACUACGCAUGCCGUCAUCGAGUUCCAAGAGAUGGAGCGGCUGUUCAGAGCUUGGACAGAAAGGUUGAGUGUCUUCAGCCAGAGUGCCAGUCUCGAUAUGCGGCUGCGCGCAGAGAAAUAUGAUAAAUUCCGUCCGAUAGUUAUGGAUUACCUAGACGUUUUGAACGUAAACCUAUCUCUCGCACACAAAAUAGUCUCUUCGAAUAAAAACGAGCAAAUCGUCAAACAAUCCCUUGAAAUCCUCCUAUUCUCUAUCGGAAAGUCUUUGGAACGUUUGGAUUGGGCCGCUUCUGCCAUCGGUCAAGCGUCCCAAGGCAAGUUGAUCAACAGAACCAUCGUCUUCGCAAGGAAGCAUGACGACUUCAAGAGGCUCACCAGAAUGUUCUCCUUGGUAAUCCUUUGGCGAUACGCACCGAAAGAUCAGUUGGGUAAUAUGCCUCUGAAAUCCUUGGAAGCUCUCAUACCUUCGGAGAAGAAGAUUCUGCAGCGACAUCCUAAGGGCUUGUUUCUAGCCCUCAUCAAGACUUCCAUCGUCCGACACUUUGGAAUAUUAUACGAGCGCAAUAGAAGAGACAAAGAGAACAAGGGACUGGCAGCGCUAGCCAUGAGAUCGCCGAAACCGCAAGGUUCCACUCCAGCGGAUGGCGAUACUAUCACUGCGCAGUAUAAAUCUCCCCAGCCGAAUCAACCAGCACCCGGCGAGGCAAAUCAGGCGGCCAAACGAGACGACGAGGCACGAUCAGAGAAUCAGCUAACGGUACUAUCGAUUGACGUAGACCGCUACAAUACGGGACGCCCUACUUCUGACGAGAAACCCGCUCCCCUUGUCUCUGAGGCUGGCGGGGCGUCAUUUCCUAGAGCACCCAAGAUCCCGAACGGACAGACAAAGGGCACUUGUCCAAUAUGCAAGCAGGAGUUUCCUGCAGAAGAGUUGCAGGGAGCUAAGUGGAUAGCUCACGCCACUAAGGAUAUCAAGCCCUAUGUCUGCAUAUUUGGGGACUGCAUGUCGGGUAUUCAAUUCUUCGAGCGCCGCAGAGAUUGGAUUUACCAUAUGCAUGAAUUUCACUCGUCUAUUUGGAUCCCACCCAUGCUUGACCUAUGGAGAUGGGAGUGCUCUUUGUGUUGUUCGGACUCUGAUACGGAAUUUAUUUUUGAAGAAGGAGUGAAAACGAGCUUUAUGGAGCACCUUGAGCAGUCACAUCCUGAUACUGAUACGGAGUCGCGGCAAGGCUUGGUCAAUAAUUGUGCGGUGCCUCACUUUCGGUCCCCGGAUCAUUGUCCAAUUUGUGGAACUCUUCACCAACCGGCUAUCCCACUUGAACCCCAAUCAGAGACGGCAUCUAAUUCAGGGGCUAAGGAGACUGAGAAAGCUGCUCAAUCCCAGCAUAAGCCCAAAGUGAGAUUUGCUGCGCCAGAAAGGCCGACUGGUGAAGAUGAACGGUGCCCAGCAGAGAGUUCGUCGUUAGACCCGCAGGACUGGCGCUCGACCCGAGCAACAGGUGACCAGGGAGUCGAAAAUUGCAUUGCCGAGCAUCUAAGAGAACUGGCUCUCUAUUUUUCAGACCGCCUCAACGACGACGAUGACCAACGAGACUCCGACAUAUCAUCAGGCGAUGAAAUAGACCGGUUUCCCGUUCCGGAUGAAGAAAAGGUCGAGAUAAGGGAAUGCAUAGCCAGAAACCUCCGAGAACUUUGUGAGAAACGCGACGAGCAAACCAACUGGAACUUCAAUUGGGUCGAUGGCCAUCGAAUUGCUGAGCCAAACAUGUCCGAUGAGGAACGAGAAAGAUUGUUUCCAGAGAAUGACCAUCCGGGCAACGACGAUGGCUUACAGUCUAGGGCCUCGGAAAUUCAAGAGCUUGACGAUCCUGAGGUUAAAACAACUGCUGAGCCAAAGGUGUCCGAUGAGAAACGAGAGAGUUUGUUCCCAGACGAUGGCCACCCGGGAAACGGCCAUUACUCAUGGUCAGAACUCGACUCUCGUGAGAUCAAAAACACUAACAAGCUUCCCUUGGGGGUUGCAAAAGACCUCAAAUGCCAGCGUGAUAGCCCCAGGCGCAAAUGGUUCCAAACGUUGCUGGAAAAAGCCGCCAAUGUAAACAUUCGAGGUGAUGCGGGCAAUCGUUCACGCGGUAACCAAGAUGAGAACAAAAUUAGGUCAAAGUUCCUGUCGCGUACUAAGAAAAGAGCACGAUGA